Coturnix japonica (Japanese quail) is the source of this 5054-nucleotide messenger RNA. Lineage: Eukaryota; Metazoa; Chordata; Aves; Galliformes; Phasianidae. The record is from RefSeq and is a predicted model, not a curated record.
CACAUGUGCGCGCCGUCACUGUCUCUCCGCUACUGAGCCCCGCGCCCGUUUAGCUCCGCACACUGCUCCGUGAGGGCACACGGCUCCUUCUCGCUGUCGGUGGGUGGAGGAGCCCCUGACGCUGCAGGAGCCGGGCGGAGGAGGGCUCGGGCCUGGCUGCGCAGCGCUGCUGUCGCUGAGUAUCGGGCGUCGCCCGCGGAGAGCGGCGCGGAUCCUCCCAGCGCUCCCCGCAUCCCGCAUCCCGCAUCCCUCGGCUGCGGUGGCCGGAGCAGAACGGCAGGCGCAGGACCGGCGCGCCCCGGUGUCAGCCAUGUUUGGAUACUUUCAGUAGGACAAACAUUCAGAAACAGAGAAGUCCUUACCUUUGAUUCCCUGCUAUCAAGGACUCAGGCAGCACCUUUAUUCUAUUUCUUCAAAAUUUUUUGCCCAGCAGAGGGAGAUCUUUCUUCAGCGCUUCUCCAUCUGUCCCAGCUGAACUUUGCUCCUGUAUUUUUCUCCUAUUACAAAUGCCUAAAAACAGCAAGGUAGUGAAAAGAGACCUAGAUGAUGAGGUCAUUGAGUCAGUUAAGGACCUUCUCUCUAAUGAAGACUCUUCAGAUGAAGCCUUUAAGAAGAGUGAGCUGAUGGUUGGUGAUCAGGAGGAAAAAGAUGUGGAUGCUGAAGAAGGCUCAGAUGUGGAAGAUGAAAGACCUGCUUGGAAUAGCAAACUCCAAUAUAUUCUGGCACAAGUUGGAUUUUCUGUAGGAUUAGGGAAUGUAUGGCGAUUCCCAUAUCUGUGUCAAAAAAAUGGUGGAGGUGCCUAUCUUGUGCCAUACUUAAUCUUGCUACUGAUCAUAGGGAUUCCACUCUUUUUCUUGGAGCUUUCUGUGGGACAGAGAAUCCGCCGAGGGAGUAUUGGUGUAUGGAAUUAUAUCAGCCCUAAACUUGGAGGAAUUGGGUUUGCAAGCUGUGUAGUAUGCUUCUUUGUGGCUCUGUACUACAAUGUCAUUAUCGGAUGGAGUCUGUUUUACUUUUCCCAGUCUUUUCAGCAUCCAUUACCAUGGGACCAGUGUCCUCUUGUUAAAAAUGCAUCCCAUACAUUUGUGGAACCAGAGUGUGAAAAAAGUUCUGCGACAACCUAUUACUGGUACAGAGAAGCACUGAAUAUUUCCAGCUCUCUGUCAGAGAGUGGGGGUUUAAACUGGAAGAUGACUAUCUGCCUGCUGGCGGCCUGGGUCAUGGUAUGCUUAGCCAUGAUCAAAGGCAUUCAGUCUUCUGGCAAAAUCAUGUACUUUAGUUCCCUUUUUCCUUAUGUGGUACUCUUGUGCUUUCUGGUCAGAGGACUGCUCCUUAACGGAUCAUGGGAUGGAAUUAGACACAUGUUCACACCAAAGCUUGAAAUAAUGCUGGAGCCCAAGGUCUGGAGAGAAGCUGCUACUCAGGUGUUCUUUGCCUUAGGGCUUGGAUUUGGUGGAGUCAUUGCCUUUUCAAGCUACAACAAGAGAGACAACAACUGCCAUUUUGAUGCUGUACUGGUGUCCUUCAUCAAUUUUUUCACUUCUGUGCUGGCAACCUUGGUGGUGUUUGCAGUUCUGGGCUUCAAAGCCAAUAUCAUAAAUGAGAAAUGUGUUAUCCAAAAUUCAGAGAAGAUCUUAACACUUUUGAAAGCUGGAAAUCUGAGCCAAGAUAUGAUUCCACAUCAUAUAAAUUUCUCAAGCAUUACAGCAGAAGAUUACAAUUUAGUUUAUGACAUUAUUCAGAAAGUUAAAGAAGAAGAGUUUCAUUCUCUUGGUUUGAAAUCUUGUCAAAUUGAAGAUGAGCUUGACAAGGCCGUUCAAGGAACUGGUUUAGCUUUUAUUGCCUUUACAGAAGCAAUGACCCACUUUCCUGCUUCUCCUUUCUGGUCGGUCAUGUUCUUCCUUAUGUUGGUAAAUUUGGGACUUGGAAGUAUGUUUGGAACCAUUGAAGGCAUCAUCACACCCAUUGUUGAUACUUUCAAAAUUAGGAAAGAAAUUCUUACUGUCAUCUGCUGCUUGGUAGCAUUUUUUAUUGGCCUGGUCUUUGUACAGCGCUCUGGAAAUUAUUUUGUCACGAUGUUUGAUGACUACUCAGCUACUCUGCCCCUGCUUAUUGUGGUCAUUUUGGAGAACAUUGCAGUUACCCGAAUUUAUGGAAUAGAAAAGUUCAUGGAGGAUCUGAAAGAUAUGCUUGGAUUUUCUCCAAGCCAGUAUUAUUACUACAUGUGGAAGUAUGUUUCACCUUUAGUACUGUUAUGUUUGCUGGUAGCUAGUAUUGUCCAAAUGGGAUUAAGUCCUCCUGGCUACAAUGCAUGGAUUGAAGAUACGGCUACAGAAGAGUUCCACAGCUAUCCAACAUGGGGAAUGAUUGUCUGUAUAUCUCUGAUUGUAUUAGCCAUACUGCCAGUCCCGAUAGUCUUAAUAGUGCGCUGCUGCAACCUUAUUGAUGACAGCUCUGGUAGCUUGGCAUCUGUAUCCUACAAAAGAGGCCGGAUAAUAAAGGAGCCUGUUAAUCUGGAGGGAGAUAAUACAAGUCUAAUUCAUGGGAAGAGUCCAAGUGAAGUGCCAUCUCCAAAUUUUGGGAAAAACAUAUAUCGAAAACAGACUGGAUCACCAACUCUGGACACUGCUCCAAAUGGACGCUAUGGUAUCGGAUACUUAAUGGCAGAUAUGCCUGAUAUGCCAGAAUCUGACUUGUAAUUGCAGAAAAAAGAAAGUUCUCUGUUUGUUUCUCCUCUGAUCAUGGCUCCCCUAGGAGAGGCAGUCAUAUUCACAUACUAAGGUACAAUCUCAGGUGCUCCAUAGUGACAGUCUUCAAGUCAAUGUUAUGACUGUCUGUACAGGCUGAGAAAACUCCCUUUGGAUUAAUUCUCUGAGUUUCAUUUGCACUGAAAAUAAUAAAUGGAAAAUCAGUGGCAGCCUACUUCUGCCAGUGUAGCUGAGAAUUGUUGUUUUUUUGUUUUGUUUUUUUUCUCUGUUUGGUUUUUGUUUGUUUUUUUUUAAAUUAAUUUCCAAUUUUAAAGCUUUCUAUCACUGAAGCCCAGGUCCCACUCAAAUAAUGUAAUAUUUCUGAGGUAAUAUCACUGAAAAUAUAUAUUUUUUUCUGCUUCCAGAUUAACACCCCAGUAUUAAAAGUGAGCUCUGAAGAAGUUCACCAAACUUAUGUUUGUGUACACAUUUGUAUAUACCUUAUGUAGAUAUGCUGUACUUAUUUUGUUAGCAAUGAUAAUUACCUAGGCUAUUAGCUGAGUAAAAAACCUGCAAACUAUUUUCUUAUGUAAUAUCUGUAUAGAGCAAUAGUAUUAGAAAAAUCAAGGAGUAGACUUAUGGGAAGGCAAGAAAAGAUUCCCUGUUCACUGGGGACUGCAUAAACUGUAUUUGCAUACGAGGGCUGUUAAGAAAGCAAUGCCUCCUAUUCUAUUAUAUUGGCCUAUGACAUCAGAAGUAGAUGUUGGUGGUAUGGCUGUAGUGGUUGAACCUUCCCACCAGUAAUCCAUUACAUUUUGUUACCAUAUGACAGAUAGCUGCUGAGGGGCAGUCUAACAAUGACAUCUGAUGUGGAAGUGCAUAUGAAGUGAAGGUGUGUCACUGAAGUCCUUCAUGGGAAAAAAAAAAAUAAAAAUGGCUUGUAUUGACCUUCAUCAGAGCUUGCUGAACAUUUAUGGAGACCAAACAAUGGAUAUAAGGAUAUGAGCACACUGAGGAUGUGGGUGGUGUGUUUCAGGAAUGGUGACAGUGACGUGAAAGGCAAGCCAGGUUCUGGAUGGCCAUGCACAAAUGUCAUAUCACAAAAAGAAGAGAGUAGAUUACAACUAGGGAACUGCGUAUGGAACUGAAUAUUAGCUCUAAUGUGCUGGAAACGAUGGCAGCAAUAUUGAAAUAUCACAAAGUUUUUACCAGAUAAGUCCCACAAAUGGUCACAGCAGAAAAAUAAAAAAACAACAACAAAAAAACCAACCCCCUCCAAAAACACUGUAUUUAAAUUUGUCAGGACCAAGGCUGAAGGUGACAGUGUCUUGGAUCACAUCACUACUGGUGAUAAAAUGUGGAAUUGCUACUAUAAGCUGGAGUCAAAGCAGCAGUCUAUGGAACAGUGACAUAUAGCUUCAUCAAAGAGAAAGUUUAAGACACAGCCUUCAACAGGUUAAGUGAUGUGCACUGUCUUUUCCGAUGGGAAAACAGUGAUCCUUUUGGAAUUCCUGGAACCCAGACAAACUGUAAAUCCUGACCACUACAUAAUGACUCUGACUAAGCUGAAGUUUGCUUCCAAGGUCAGGACAGGAGAAGUUAACCUUUCUCUUGUAACGCAAUAAUGCCAGGCCCCACAACAUUUUGAAUACCACAGAGCACAUUGCCAGUGUUGAAUGGACCAUUCUACCAUACUCACUGCAUAGUCCAGAUUUGGUGCCUUCUGACUUCCAUCUUUUUAGGCUGAUGAAAUGGGGACUGUAUGGGCAACAGUUUCCUAGAAAUGAUGAUCACAGCAGCUGUGAAACAGUAAGCCAUCUUCAUUGGUACAGAUUUUAACAAGCGUGGUACACAGGCUCUUGUUCAUCACUGGUGAAAAUGCAUAGCUAACAUUGGUGACUAUGUUCAAAAACAGUGUUCUGUAGCUCAGAAUUUGCGCUGUCAAUCAGAUAGAGUUCUCUUUGCAUCUGUUGUUGUUUCUGUGGAAAUAAAUAGGAGGCAUUACUUUCAGAGCAACCUACGUAUUUUGUGUAAAAUAUUUGUUUUUUCAGUGUGAAAACAAUGUAAGAGUGAGUCACUCCAAGAAUCUUAAGGAUUGUGCAGAUUCUGCAUUUUUUUCUAUACUGUGUGCCUAAAAAAGACCUUGAUAUUUAUUGUGGUUAUGAGAUUACAUAUAUAUUAUAUUUAUAUAAUAUACUUGUAAAUAUGUAUAUUACUCUGUAUGUAAUCAAAAGUUGAAGCAAGAUGGCUUUUUUAAUUAGUCUUCUUCUGUUCUUGCUUGUUUUAUGCCAAUAAUUUUUUUCAGUCAGUAAUUGCUAAGAACUGUAUGCCACUACAUUUUAACCUAUGAAUAAAGAAAUUGACAAGGUA